UUGGUAACUGUCUACUCAAUGCCGUUGCUAGGUGCUUGUUAGACCCCCGACAAAUGUUGGAAAAAAUAUUUGGAGGCAAUGAGGUGGUGCAAAUCGGCUUUUAGAAACUCACGAAGAUAUUGGAAAUAUGGACUUCUUUUUACAGUCAUUGUCAGUGUGAUUGAGUUGAUACGAAUAUUUUUAGUGAAAAAUGUGACUCUGUGUACAAUUCCACGUGAGGAAAUUACCACCACAACUAUGAGACCCCCGGAUAAUUUUUCCUAUCCCCAUGAAGCUGAUUUUGCAAGGUUACUGGAAGACAUAGAAGCCAAUCGUCCAAUUUAUCUGGAACCAAAUAAUAUUCAUGGAUUUAAUUAUAUUUCUAAUCCAGAUAAUAUAUGCAAUGUGAAAAAUAUACACAAAAAGAAAAAUCCAUUUUUUCUCUUAAUUUUGAUUAAAAGUUCAAGAGAUAAUUUUCAUUUACGACAGACUAUUAGAUGGCGAACAAAGCACAAAACAUUCAAAAAAUGGAGAAGGCGUGUUAGAAUAGUAUUCUUGUUGGGAUAUUCAUUUAAUGAAACCAACGACGACUUAUCGAAAGAAAGCGCCAUGUUCAAAGAUAUAGUACAAGAAGAUUUUCUAGAUUCCUACAGGAACCUGACCUACAAGACUGUAAUGGGAUAUAGGUGGGCCACCAGGUAUUGUCCAAUAGCUACUCAUAUACUUUAUCAGGAUGAUGAUUUUCAUUUUAAUGUGGAAAAUGUAUUUAGCUACCUUCGCCAACAGGCGAAUCCUGAUUCUGUGUACAUAGGAUACUAUAUAAACGACUCUCCCCCGGAUAGACAUAAUACAAGUAAAUAUUUCAUGUCAUAUGACGACUAUCCUCACCGCUAUUAUCCGCCCUACUUCCCCGGUGGUGCUUAUUUUGUGAGUAUGAACAUUGCACAGAAGUUUGUAAAGGUUUUUCCGUAUGUCAAACAUAUGGCAAUUGAUGAUGUCUUCUUGGGAAUAGUGGCAUAUAAACUAAAUGUGACUUUGUACCAUUCCGAUUUGAUCGCAUUUAAUGGCUGUGAAAAUUUUACUGAGAUUAUUUCGUGUAGAGGAUACAAUAGCAUUGGCGAAGUCUUCUAUGGCUGGAAAGAAUUUAUCAAAGAUUUAGGUAUUUUCAAAAGUGCCUCUUUGAUGUUUUCUAUUGAAGACAAUACUAGCAAUAAUAAUCACUUAAAAAAUCCUUCCAAAGCUUUAAGUAAAAGCUGAUAAAUGUGAUUAUAGUCGUGAGUAUUAUUGUAUGUGUUUGUCAGAUAUUCAAUUACAGGAAGGGAUGGAUGCUGCCUUAUGCUCAAUGUGAUUAAUAUAUUGUUUAACGGUUUGCAUGGUGAGGUGUUGACUACAUGUAUAUUAUUUAUUCAAUACCUAUGACCCAUCUACCUUUUGAUAUGUGCUUUAUUUAUUUUAUUUAUCGAGGGAUAUUACGAAAUUGUACGUGUUAUAAGUUGACCAUGACCCAUGAACUUGUUGAGAUUUUCUUAGGUAAUUUAUUGGUGAUAUCGUUAUUGACAGUGUUAUUUUUUAAAUUAAAAUCUUAGGGCAGCUUAAGAGUGAUAAAUAUUGGGCUGUAAAAUCUGUGUUCUGUGGCAUGUCAAAACUUAAUACGUGAAAUUUUUUGUUUACUUUUUUUUCUCCUUUGCAAGUGUUUAAACUAUAGUUGCAAGUGGAAUAGUAAAUAGAUACGCAAUGCAUUCAUGCAAUAGAGUACAGGAAAAAAUAACCGAGGACUGGAACUUUAAAAGUCUUAGAUGUGUAAAAAGAAAAGGAAAAUAAAUAAAGGUUUUAUAAUACAAACAAAAAGUUAAAUACAAUUUAUUUAAUUAACAAAACUCAAUCCGAGUAAAGAAUUUUUUUUUUU
Saccostrea echinata is the source of this 1885-nucleotide messenger RNA. RefSeq names its product beta-1,3-galactosyltransferase 1-like. The coding region runs from base 79 to 1236 and encodes 385 amino acids. Gene Ontology annotation, cellular component: membrane. Gene Ontology annotation, molecular function: hexosyltransferase activity; UDP-glycosyltransferase activity. The record is from RefSeq and is a predicted model, not a curated record. NCBI's taxonomy places the organism in Eukaryota, Metazoa, Mollusca, Bivalvia, Ostreida, Ostreidae. The transcript has 2 exons.